Messenger RNA from Archocentrus centrarchus (flier cichlid), 2365 nucleotides. RefSeq names its product gamma-enolase. Gene Ontology annotation, molecular function: magnesium ion binding; phosphopyruvate hydratase activity. Bases 135 to 1439 code for a protein of 434 amino acids. Gene Ontology annotation, biological process: glycolytic process. The record is from RefSeq and is a predicted model, not a curated record. Gene Ontology annotation, cellular component: phosphopyruvate hydratase complex. NCBI's taxonomy places the organism in Eukaryota, Metazoa, Chordata, Actinopteri, Cichliformes, Cichlidae. The transcript is spliced from 13 exons.
UAUCUCCCCCCUUCUCCUCUUCCUCCUCCCUCCUGUUUUCUCUCUCUCAACGCUCUGCCUCUCCAGUAUUUUCUCAGUCGCCGUGAAAGGCAGAGCUCUCUCACACACACACACACACACACACCGGCGUCAGGAUGUCGAUCGUCAGCAUCGUUGCCAGGGAGAUCUUGGACUCCCGUGGAAACCCCACUGUUGAAGUAGACCUUCACACUGAAAAAGGUUUAUUCAGGGCUGCGGUGCCCAGUGGAGCCUCCACAGGGAUCUAUGAGGCUCUGGAGCUUCGAGAUGGCGAUAAGAGUCGAUUCAAGGGCAAAGGUGUUUUGAAGGCAGUUGGGCACAUCAAUGAUACUCUGGCUCCAGCCCUUCUAGCUUCUGGCGUUAGUGUGGUGGAACAGGAACAGUUGGACAACAUGAUGAUCGAGAUGGACGGCACAGAAAACAAAUCUAAGUUCGGGGCCAACGCCAUCCUGGGAGUGUCUCUAGCUAUCUGUAAGGCUGGUGCAGCAGAGAAAGAAGUCCCCCUGUACCGCCACAUAGCCGACCUGGCCGGAAACACAGAGCUGGUGCUGCCAGUUCCUGCCUUUAAUGUGAUAAACGGAGGAUCUCAUGCAGGCAACAAGCUGGCAAUGCAGGAGUUUAUGGUGCUGCCAGUUGGGGCUGAGUCUUUCAAGGAGGCAUUGAGGAUAGGAUCAGAGCUCUACCACACACUGAAGGGGGUCAUUCAGGAGAAAUAUGGCCAGGAUGCCACCAACGUUGGAGAUGAGGGAGGAUUUGCUCCCAACAUCCUGGAGAACAGUGAGGCUCUGGAUCUGCUGCAGACGGCCAUCGAGAAGGCCGGUUUCACAGACAAGGUGGUGGUCGGGAUGGAUGUGGCCGCCUCAGAGUUUUACCGUGAGGGGAAGUAUGACCUGGACUUCAAAUCUCCCCCAGAUCCAGAGCGACACAUCACUGCAGAGGAGCUGGCCGACAUCUACCAGGGCUUUGUCAACAACUACCCAGUGGUGUCCAUUGAGGACCCGUUUGACCAGGAUGACUGGGAAGCCUGGUCCCGCCUGACAGCCCAGGUGGGAAUCCAGGUUGUUGGGGAUGACCUGACGGUGACCAACCCCAAGAGGAUAGAGAAAGCUGCCGAGGAGCGAGCCUGCAACUGCCUGCUGCUCAAAGUGAACCAGAUUGGCUCCGUCACCGAGGCCAUACAGGCGUGUAAGCUGGCUCAGGCGAAUGGUUGGGGUGUGAUGGUGAGCCAUCGCUCUGGUGAGACGGAGGACACCUUCAUUGCCGACCUGGUGGUGGGGCUCUGCACUGGACAGAUUAAGACCGGCGCCCCCUGCAGAUCUGAGCGGCUGGCCAAGUACAACCAGCUCAUGAGGAUUGAGGAGGAGCUCGGUGAUCAGGCUCGCUUUGCAGGCCAUAACUUCAGGAACCCCAGUGCUCUGUGAAACUGACUGACAAAUGACUCUCUCUCUCUCUCUCUCUUUCUCACACACACACACACACACACACACACACACACACACACACACACACACACACACACACACACACACAGAACAAGCCAUGUACAAAGAAAGAUCACACAGAUUCAUGAAAAACACACAAGCAAGAGAUGAAGAAAAGAAAUAAAAAUAACUGAAUAAAUUAUGCACUGAACUUAAAGGUAGGGAGAUGUGCGUGCGCACGCAUGCACGCACGCACACACACACACACACACACACAGCAGAUGCAACAUGUAACGCACAUGCAGGGGAAGAACAUAAACAGCUAAUAUUUAUAAAGCCAGACAUGCACUGUUACUGUAGUUUUAAAGGAAUAGUUUGUGUACAGCCAGAGGACAGACCUGCAAAAAUAAAGAUUUUCACUGAAAACCAGUGAAAAAUUAAUGAGUAAAGAUAUUAGAAAAUAAUGUAAUGAGUGAAGCAUGCAACAGAAAGAGAUGAAAACAAAAGAGGACGAUGCAUUCUUAAAGAAUACAGCAGUUUCAGGGAAGGAGUGAGGCUAAUAACUACACACUGUAAACAGCUGAACACUUACACACUCUCACCUGGACACUCAAGUACCUGCACUCCUCCCACUUGUCCUCUUUUCACUCUCUAUUUCCGUCUUCUUGUUCUCCCUGUCGUGUCCGUCUCUCAGUUCCAGUCACCUCCUUUUCUUCUUGCCCAGAUGGGAUUCUAAUUAUUUGUCCUUUGUCCAUGCUUGAAAUCCUGCCAUGAUACCCUGAGUCCCUUUGUUCCUUCAGUUCCUUCUGAAUGUCUUUAGAAUAGCUGUGUUGAAGAAGAAGAAAGAACUAAACAUACAGAGAACACUUGUCAUUGAAAAUAAUGUGAAAAUAUGUGAAAUAAAAAGAUGGAAAUUUACAAUUUCA